Messenger RNA from Notothenia coriiceps (black rockcod), 2240 nucleotides. RefSeq names its product fer-1 like family member 4 (gene fer1l4). The coding region runs from base 1 to 1914 and encodes 637 amino acids. The transcript is spliced from 14 exons. Gene Ontology annotation, biological process: plasma membrane organization. The record is from RefSeq and is a predicted model, not a curated record. NCBI's taxonomy places the organism in Eukaryota, Metazoa, Chordata, Actinopteri, Perciformes, Nototheniidae.
AUGUUUUUAUGUUGCAAGCUGUACGGAGGUGAUCUGGAGUCAGAUUUCAGUCAGUUUCAGGACUGGCUGCAGAUCUUCCCGCUGUAUAAAGGCAGAGCGAGCAUCGAGGGUGACGAGGAGGAUGAAGAGGAGAGGCUUAUGGGAAAAUACAAGGGCUCCUUCCUGGUUUACCCGAUUGAUUCUGGAGAUGAAGAAGACACAAAAUGUCAGAUCACUAACGGGAUCCCCAAAAACUCUCCAAUCAAAGUCCUUGUCCGAGUCUACAUCGUCAAGGCCACCACUCUGGCUCCCACCGACCCCAACGGUAAGGCCGACCCGUACCUGGUGGUCCGAGCCGGAAAGCAGAGUCUGGACACCGUCGAUCGAUACAUCCCCAAACAGCUGAACCCAACGUUCGGAGAGGUGUUUGAGCUCACAGUUUCUUUUCCACUGGAGACGGAGUUGGUAGUCACGGUGAUGGACCACGAUCUUAUCGGCGCUGAUGACAUGAUUGGUGAGACGCGGGUGGACCUGGAGAACCGGUUCUAUAGCCGCCACCGGCCAUCCUGCGCCCUCGCCCUUUAUUACGACACUGAUGGUUACAAUGUGUGGCGCGAUGCUAAAAGGCCGUCCGCUGUUUUGGCUGAGCUCUGCAGCAACAACGGCAUCCUGUCUCCAGAGUACAGGACCUCAGAGGUCAAAGUCCUCAACAAAAUCUUCAAGAUCCCAUCUGACGCAAUACCUGAAGGUCUGCUGAAGAAGAACCAGCGGUCUCCAGAGGAGGAGGCAGAGAUAGAGGAGCACGCGGCCCUGAGCGUGCUGCAGCGCUGGGGGGAGAUGAACGAGUUCCUCCCUGGAGCCGUCCCUCUGGUGCCAGAGCACGUGGAGAUCAGGUCUCUGCUCAGCCAAGAUAAACCUGGACUGCCACAGGGUUACCUUCAUAUGUGGGUGGACAUGUUUCCUAAUGAUGUCCCUGCUCCGCCCCCUGUUGACAUCAAACCACGCCUACCUGAACAGUACGAGCUGCGAGUGAUCAUAUGGAACACCGACGACGUCUUUCUGGACGAUGUGAACCCGUUCACCGGCAUCCCGUCCUCCGACAUCUACGUGAAAGGCUGGAUAAAAGGACUCGACGGGGAAAAACAGGAGACUGACGUCCACUUUAGCUCUCUGACUGGAGAAGGAAACUUCAACUGGAGAUUUGUCUUUCGCUUCGACUACCUUCCUACAGAGAAAGAGGUGGUGUUUAAGAAGAAGGAGUCCUUCUUCUCUCUGGAGGCGUCAGAGUUUCGACAGCCGGCCGUUCUGACGCUGCAGGUCUGGGACUACGACCGCAUCGCUGCCAAUGACUUUCUGGGCUCCAUAGAGUUGCGUCUGAACGACAUGGUGCGGUCGGCAAAGUCCUCCACUAAGUGUACGAUCGCGAUGGCGAAGGAUCGGGCCAGCCCUCGAUUCUCCAUCUUCCGCGCCAAGAAGAUGAAGGGCUGGUGGCCGCUGAUCCGCCAGAAGACAGCCGAGGACUUCGAGAGGGAGGAGAAGGAGAAGGAGGAGGCCAAGAAAAAAGGAAAGAAGAAGAAGAAGGACAAAAGGAGUGCCAUGAGACAGGAGGACAUCCAGUUCACCGACAGCAGCGGCAGCACGUUCCUGCUAAUGGGGAAGGUGGAGGCAGAGUUGCAGCUGGUAACAUUGGAGCAGGCGGAGGCUAACCCUGUGGGACGGGCCCGCAAAGAGCCAGAGCCUCUGGACAAACCAAAUCGUCCCUCGAUCAGCUUCACCUGGUUCGUCAACCCGAUGAAGACCUUUAUCUUCCUCAUCUGGAAGAAGUUUAAGAAGUUCAUCAUUGCUCUGGUCAUCCUCGCCAUCCUCACGCUCUUCCUCGGGCUCAUCAUCUACACGCUGCCGCAGCAGAUCGCCUCCAUCAUCAUCAAAGGAUGAAGAAGACUGUCUCAGGUUUCCUGGACUGAUCUACAUUACUUGUACAUCGCAUUCACUACUUAGUCUGAUCAUUUAAACUCAUGAUUUAUUAUGUUUACUGUACGCUGACUGCACUACAUUACCCAGCAUCCUCAUUUAUAUAGACACAAAUUACUGCAAAUUUUAAUACACAUAUUUAUAUCAUGUAAAUUGAAGACAGUGUGCCGCGCCGCACUCAAAAAUAAAUAAAUAUAAUUAUCUUGUAUAAAACUCUAUUUUUGUUGAUUACAUUUUAUAUGUUGAAGGUAAAUAAGUUAAUAAAAAUGAAUAUUUUCUGUUUAACUUUG